This is a messenger RNA of Hyla sarda, 1619 nucleotides long. It is a transcript of the gene PECR, whose product is annotated as peroxisomal trans-2-enoyl-CoA reductase. The coding region runs from base 26 to 928 and encodes 300 amino acids. Gene Ontology annotation, cellular component: peroxisome. The transcript is spliced from 8 exons. Gene Ontology annotation, molecular function: trans-2-enoyl-CoA reductase (NADPH) activity. Gene Ontology annotation, biological process: phytol metabolic process. Lineage: Eukaryota; Metazoa; Chordata; Amphibia; Anura; Hylidae. The record is from RefSeq and is a predicted model, not a curated record.
UGUCACGUGAUCACGGUGCACCAUUAUGGCGGCCUGCAGUGUGUUCGCUCCAGGACUGUUCAGGAACAAGGUCGCCAUUGUGACCGGCGGAGGCACCGGGAUCGGGAAGGCCAUAGCGGCGGAGCUGCUGGAACUAGGCUGCAGCGUGGUUAUCGCUUCCCGGAAACUCGAGCGGCUUAAAGAAGCGACGGCAGAGCUGGUGAGCCGGAUCUCCCCCCCGGACCCCUCUGUGCUGACUGCGCUUCAGUGUAACAUCCGCAGAGAGGAGGAGGUAGAAUCGCUGGUGAAGUCCACCCUGAGCCGAUACGGCCGGAUCGACUUCUUAGUCAACAAUGGGGGAGGCCAAUUCCCGAGUCCGAGCGAAGCCAUUACCCCUAAAGGAUGGAACGCGGUGGUGGAGACCAACCUCACCGGCACCUUCUACUGCUGCAAAGCAGUGUACAACGCUUGGAUGAAAGAUCACGGUGGCGCCAUAGUGAAUAUCGUGGCAGACAUGUGGAAAGGAUUUCCUGGCAUGGCACACACAGGAGCAGCUCGAGCCGCUGUGGACAACCUGACGAAAAGCCUGGCUAUUGAAUGGGCGCACUCUGGUGUUAGGAUCAAUUCUGUCGCUCCUGGAACCAUCUUUUCCAAGACGGCUGUAGAGAAUUAUGGGGGCAUGGGGCCUGCGAUGUUCCAGAACUAUAUCCCUAAUAUUCCAGCCAAGAGGCUUGGACUUCCUGAGGAGAUCUCUCCGAUGGUUUGUUUCCUGCUGUCUCCUGCCGCCUCCUUCAUGACCGGAGAGACUGUGAAGGUGGACGCCGCGCAAAGCCUGUACCACAGCCACUGGACGGUGCCAGAUCACAACAAUUGGCCGGAGGCUCCGGAUGGGGAGAACGCCAAAGCGCUGAAGAAAAUGAUGGCGGACAUCCCUGGCCCCAAGCUCUGAUGUCCGGGACCCUGGGAACCACCUGGCGUAAUUGCCGAGCUGAAUGGAUGCGCUGAUGAGUAAUGUGCGCCAAAGUAUUAUCACACCGUCCGCUUAAUCCAUAUGAUCCUGGAGAUUGUGUAAUGAUAAAAGCCGCUCACGACACCAUGUAGCAGAGCUGACUGUGUCCGGUCCCCAGACUCUGGCCUGGCUCAGAUAUCCUGAACGGCAUCGUAAAUAGCGCGGAUUUCCUUGCAUUGUUUUCAGAGUAUCUGCGUUCACGACCUGAGGCCCCUUCACACUAUAAAAUUCAUCCAUUAAAAGAUCCGUAAUAAACGUCAGUUAGAAAAUCCCAUUAAAGCCUAUGGGAUUUUUUAUUAUCCGUUAUGACCUGUUAUGACCCGUCAUGAAUAACGGACGUUAUUUGUGACAGAAGAACAAACGGCGCGUGCACUAAUUUUACUUCUGUCACAAGAAACAGGUAAAUUAACAGCCAUUAUUUUUAACAUUGAAGUCUAUGGGUGAUGGAUGAUCCUUUAUGUCAUCUGCACCCGGUUUAUAAUAUCCGUUAUUACUUCUGAGCUCUGAAGAGGUGACAUCAGCGACUCCUGCAGUGCUGAGGGAUUACUACUACUCCCAUCAUGGAACACACUUGUUUCCAUGAUGGGAGCAGUAGUUCCCUGGCUGCAGGAGUCUGCAGACAGCUGGGGAG